AAACGCUAAACAUGGCGACUGCGGGGACUACACCCUUGAAUGUGGUCUCAUCAUUUUUCUCAAAUCUUCUUGGAGUUCGAGCGGCGGAAGUCAACUUCUUAAUUUGCCAGUUUACAGCCUUUUUCUAUUCCUAUCUGUUCCGAUGGUUCUUGAAUCCAAGAAAAGUGUCGCCAACUACACGGCACAUCAGUCAAAUUCUACUGGGUGUUCUGCUGGCUUGUAUAUCAUUUGGAUGGGGCAUCCUUCAUAUUCUCGUCGGUGCUGGGGUCAGCUUCCUCAUGAUCCUGACCUUUGACCCCAAAGUGGUGCAGUACUAUGUCUUUGUUUUUUCCAUGUUGCACCUAUCCUAUGUGCAUCUGUAUAUGCAAGUCCGCAACGCUGGAGUGGGCAAUCUGGACUAUAUUGGGCCCAUGAUGAUUCUGACAGUGAAGACAAGUGCUCUUGCUUUUGGCAUACAUGAUGGAUUGACCAAAGAUGAGUCAAAGUUGAACAGUCUUCAGAGAGAGUUGGUCGUCAGGAGGUAUCCUGGAUUCCUGGAGUACUGGAGCUACAUCUUCUGUCCACAAGGGCUCCUCGUUGGUCCAGUCUGCUACUUCUCCAGCUACAUGGAUUUCAUCCGGGGGAAGAACUUCACUCGGACAGUCAAAGAUGAGAACGGUGUGGAGAGGAUUGUUUAUGAAGAGCCAUCUUCUGUGAGGGCUGUGACGAUCAAAUCACUCUUUGCUCUGUUCUGUGGUAUUGUUCUCGUGAUGCUUGUGCCCAAAGUACCAAUUUGGGGAAACAUGUCUGAUGAAGUUCUGAACAGUCCAUCCGUCUUGUACCGAUUGGGAUAUCUUCUAGUGUCUGUGGAAGUUGCCAAGUCCAAGUACUUCUUUGGCUGGAUGUGGGCGGAUGCUAUCAGUAAUGCAGCAGGUCUUGGUUUUGUUGGGUACGACAAGAAAGGCAGAGCGGAUUGGUCAGGAUUGCAGAAUGUUGAUGUCAUCGGGUUCCAGACUGCAACAAGCCUAAAGUCACUGAUCGACAGUUGGAACAUCAGAUGCACCAUGUGGCUGAAGUAUGUCUGCUACGACCGAGUUCCUUUCCAGAAGCGCUUGUUGACGUUCAUCCUGUCUGCAUUCUGGCAUGGAUUUUACCCAGGAUACUUUGCAACUUUCAUCUCGGGAUCGCUCCUCGUAUCUGCAGCGGCCAAAGUCAGAUACGCGAUGAGGCCCUACUUCUUAUCAUCACCUCAGAUGAAGCUGUUCUAUGAUGUCUUGACAUGGUCCUGUACUUACUUUUCUCUGGCUUAUAUCAUCACACCGUUCACAUAUUUGAGACUGGAACCAACUCUGCAGUUUUUCAAUUCCUACUAUUGGUUUCUGCACAUACUGUCAGUACUAGUUCUCCUGACGUUUCCAUCAAGAUCCUCGUCCUCUGGUAAACCUAAGAUCACUCACAAGACCGACCAGAACGGAUUCAACGUAUCAGAUCACUCCGACCACAGCCAGAGCAACGAAGCAACAAGUAUCAGAGAUGUAGUAACUGAAACACAAAGAGUAAAUGGCAGAAAGGGAAGGUAAAACCCUUUGACCUUUUGAGGGUCAAAGGUUGGGGGUCAAAGGUUGCGGGUCUAACGUUGCAGGUCAAAGCUUAAUGUGAUAUCGCAGUAAAAUUAAGUUAAGUCUGUUACGAGCCGAUGUGGCCCAUCAGGCCGGCGUUUAUCUCCGGUUUCAGUGACAUAAAACAACUGAGAAUAUUUCUAUUUCCCCUGGAUGAGAUGCUAGUCCAUCGCAGGUUACUCCCCAGCUAAUGCUGGUAC
This is a messenger RNA of Patiria miniata (bat star), 1798 nucleotides long. RefSeq names its product lysophospholipid acyltransferase 2-like. Lineage: Eukaryota; Metazoa; Echinodermata; Asteroidea; Valvatida; Asterinidae. Gene Ontology annotation, cellular component: membrane. The record is from RefSeq and is a predicted model, not a curated record. The coding region runs from base 12 to 1559 and encodes 515 amino acids. The transcript is spliced from 12 exons. Gene Ontology annotation, molecular function: acyltransferase activity. Gene Ontology annotation, biological process: lipid modification.